AUGAUUCGAUUAGAAGAAGAGAGUAUAAACAGUUUCACACCAGAUUCAGGGUAUUUUAAUCAGUUAUAAAUAAGACAUUAAGAGAAUAAAGAAGAAUUAAGAAAUAGAGACAACAAAAAAUAUGCAAUUAUUAAUUAAUCUGUUCGUGUUCAAUUAUUAUGUCGGAUACUAUCUAAAUAAUCUACAAUAAAAGAGGCAGCAUAAGAAUUUGGAAUAAAUUUCUCGACAGCAAAAGCGAUUUUGCAAACUUAUCGAAAAGAAGGACGUGUAGGCAAGAAAAAGACAAGAGAUCGAAAUAAGAGUAAAUAGGAUUUGGGAGAUCACAAUCAAAGUAGGAAGAUUUAAUCGAUGUAUAAUCUCGAAUAACCUUAACAAAUAAAAACCACUUCUCCAGAAAGGAAACCUUCCCCUUAAACUUAUCAAUAAAUAAUGAUUCCAGUAAUGAGCUCACCUAAUCUUGAUAACACUUAAAUUGCUUUGGCAUAUUGUCAAAGAGAAUUGGCUUAAUAGAAAAUGGUGAAUUUUUAAUUAAUGAUGAUGAUCUAAGUAAAAUAGAAUCUAAAUUAUUUUAGAACUAUAAAAAUAUUACACAAGUAUAAGUCAAAGAAGAAUCUAACAAAAUUAAUUGA
Molecule: messenger RNA, 629 nt
Organism: Paramecium octaurelia
Lineage: Eukaryota; Ciliophora; Oligohymenophorea; Peniculida; Parameciidae
Source: the annotation of a GenBank genome assembly